This is a messenger RNA of Carya illinoinensis, 448 nucleotides long. RefSeq lists its product as uncharacterized. The coding region runs from base 20 to 328 and encodes 102 amino acids. Lineage: Eukaryota; Viridiplantae; Streptophyta; Magnoliopsida; Fagales; Juglandaceae. The transcript is spliced from 2 exons. The record is from RefSeq and is a predicted model, not a curated record.
CUUUGCUGCAUACAGAACAAUGUCUCUAAUGGGGGAGGAGGGUCGGGGCUACGAACUGGCCAGAAAGCUCGAGGCCUGCGGGGUGUGGCGCUCGUGGCUGGGCGACUCCAAAUACGCCGGUUUCUCCGAUUUCCUCAACUCGCCUUCCUCAUGGAAAGCCUUCAUGCGGACCGACGAGUCCAAUUCUAGGGCUCAUAUCCAUCUCCAACUCCGGGUUCGAGCGCUCCUCUUCGACAAGGCCAGCAUCUCUCUCGUCUUCUUCGUCUCUAGCGUCUUCUUCUAUUGCAGUUUCAAAGCUCAAUCCGAGUUAUUUGAGAUUGCGCGGUGAUGACGUUUACUUCACGUUGGAGAACCCUGCACAAGACUGGGUACAACAGCGGGAAGGUGGUGUUUUGUCCAAUAUGGCGUCUUCCAAGGUUCGAUACCUCAAUUUCAUCCUCUUUUAUCU